AUGAAGCCGUGCGAGGAGGAGGAGGAGGAUGGCGGAGCGGCGGCGGCCGGCGGUGGCGGGGAUCCCUGGAAGGAAUGCGUGGAGGUGGCGGUGCAGCUGGCGCUCCGCGCCGGGCAGAUUAUUAGGAAAGCUCUAACAGAGGAGAAACAAGUGUCCACAAAGACAUCUGCAGCAGAUCUUGUGACAGAAACUGAUCACUUUGUGGAAAAUCUAAUUAUUUCUGUUCUGAAAGAGAAGUUUCCCUCCCACAGGUUUAUUGCAGAAGAAUCCACUGCUGCUGGUUCAAAAUGCGUCCUCACCGACAGUCCGACCUGGAUUAUUGACCCUGUUGAUGGAACGUGCAACUUUGUGCACAGGUUUCCAACAGUGGCAGUGAGCAUUGGGUUUGCUGUUAACAAAGAGCUUGAAUUUGGUGUAAUUUACCACUGCACUGAAGAACGGUUAUACACUGGUAGAAGAGGUCAAGGGGCAUUUUGUAAUGACAAAAGGCUUCAGGUAUCAAAAGAGACAGAUAUCUCGAAGGCCUUAAUUUUAACAGAAAUUGGUCCAAAACGUGACCCUGCAACUUUGAAACUGUUCCUUGGUAACAUUGAGAGAUUGCUGAAGGCCCAAGCACAUGGGGUCCGUGUCAUUGGGAGCUCAACCCUGGCUCUGUGCCAUCUGGCGUCAGGCGCUGCAGAUGCCUAUUACCAGUUUGGGUUGCACUGCUGGGACAUGGCAGCUGCAACUGUCAUUAUCAGAGAGGCAGGAGGCACUGUGAUAGACACUUCAGGGGGACCUUUGGAUCUUAUGUCCUGCCGAGUGGUCGCUGCAGGCACCAGAGAGAUGGCUAUGUUCAUAGCUCAGGAAUUACAAACUAUUCACUACAGACGGGAUGAUGAGAAUUAA
This is a messenger RNA of Indicator indicator, 888 nucleotides long. RefSeq names its product inositol monophosphatase 2 (gene IMPA2). The record is from RefSeq and is a predicted model, not a curated record. The transcript has 8 exons. Lineage: Eukaryota; Metazoa; Chordata; Aves; Piciformes; Indicatoridae. Gene Ontology annotation, molecular function: inositol monophosphate 1-phosphatase activity. Gene Ontology annotation, biological process: inositol metabolic process; signal transduction; phosphatidylinositol phosphate biosynthetic process. The coding region runs from base 1 to 888 and encodes 295 amino acids.